AUUUUAAGUGGCAAAGUAGAGAUGUCGAAAAAAGAGAAGGCCCACAUUAAUAUCGUUGUUAUCGGUCACGUAGACGCCGGGAAGUCAACGACAACCGGUCAUUUAAUAUACAAAUGCGGUGGUAUUGAAAAGCGUACCAUUGAGAAGUUUGAGAAGGAAUCAAUGGAGCAAGGGAAGGGUUCUUUCAAGUAUGCGUGGGUACUUGAUAACUUGAAGGCAGAAAGAGAUCGUGGUAUUACGAUAGAUAUUUCCCUGCACACAUUCGAAACCAACAACUAUAGAUGCACCGUCAUCGAUGCACCCGGUCACCGUGAUUUCAUUAAGAACAUGAUUACUGGUACAUCUCAGGCCGACGUCGCCAUUCUUGUGGUCAGUGCUGUGUCCGGAGAAUUUGAGGCUGGUAUUUCCAGCAAUGGGCAAACCAAGGAGCAUGCGCUGUUAGCGUACACUCUAGGUGUGAAGCAGAUGAUUGUCGCUGUUAACAAAAUGGAUGAGAAGACUGUGAAUUUUGGAGAAAAGAGAUAUACUGAAAUUAAGGAUGAAGUGUCGAAGGAGUUGAAGCGAAUUGGGUAUAAACCAGAUACUGUGCCAUUCAUCCCCAUUUCUGGGUGGAAUGGAGACAACUUGUUCUCUGACCGUUCUGACAAGCUUGCUUGGUACAAGGGUCCCACUCUUUUCGAUGCGUUGGAUGCUCUUAAGGUUCCAAAACGUCCUACGGACAAGCCUCUACGUCUCCCUCUUCAGGAUGUCUACAAGAUUGGUGGUAUCGGAACAGUGCCUGUCGGUCGUGUCGAAACUGGUGUUUUGAAGACUGGUAUGAACGUGCUGAUUGCGCCGGUUGGAAUAGUGACUGAAGUCAAGUCGAUCGAAAUGCAUCACGUUGCAGUACAAGAAGCUGCUCCCGGUGACAACGUCGGCUUUAACAUCAAGAACGUUUCUAUCAAGGAUAUUCGUCGAGGGUAUGUCGUUUCCGACACAAAGAACGAUCCCGCCAGUGGAGUCGAGGACUUCACUUCGCAGAUAAUCGUCUUGAAUCACCCAGGACAGAUUGGACAAGGGUACACUCCCGUGCUCGAUUGCCACACUGCACACAUUUCGUGCAAGUUCGUGGAACUAAUAUCGAAGGUCGACAAGCGAUCUGGAGCUGACCUUGAGUCUCAUCCCAAGUUCAUCAAGAAGGGUGAUGCUGCCAUCGUGCUACUGAAACCGUCUAAACCCAUGUGCUGCGAGCCCUUCUCUGCCUACCCACCUCUUGGGCGCUUUGCAGUGCGUGAUAUGCGUACUACAGUUGCAGUAGGCGUUAUCAAGGCAACCACAAAGAAAGAGCCUACGAAGGCAGGAAAGCCCGGCGCUGCCAAGUCAAAGAAGUGAAUUGAAACAAGAUAAAAAUUUUGUUAUGCUCUUUCACUAAAUUUGUUUUUUCGUAUUUUUUUUCG
Molecule: messenger RNA, 1436 nt
Organism: Schistocerca gregaria
Lineage: Eukaryota; Metazoa; Arthropoda; Insecta; Orthoptera; Acrididae
Product: elongation factor 1-alpha-like
Exons: 2
Coding region: 22-1371 (449 amino acids)
Biological process (GO): translation; translational elongation
Molecular function (GO): GTPase activity; GTP binding; translation elongation factor activity
Source: RefSeq, a predicted model, not a curated record